CCUCCAGUCGGGGACCCUCCCCUCUCCACUAAGGAAGAGUGGACACCUGCCGCUCUGUCUCCCUAAAACGGGGUCAUCUCCUCACACCCACACAGACGGCAGGGGGCUUCACGAUCCGGUUCGCCCUCUUUCCCAACUCCAGAACCCUCUGACCCCCGUUAGUUUAUAUUGGCCCCUGCCUCGUGCCCCGUCCACGCUCACAGAGAGGCAGCCCCAACCCCAUACAGGCUGGGCCUGGCUUGCUGCCUGCGGGUCCCUUCCAGACCAUCCCUCUUCUUCACUCCCCCGACCCCCUGUCCUGUUCCCCUCCGUCCCCUUGUCACCCUUUGGAGCCCUCGCCUAACCAGGAUCCAGUGGGUACCUCCUGCCCCAGGAUGUGAGCCCCUGUAACCUGUAAUGCUGUGGCUGGCCUUUGGCCCCUUCCAUGCCAUGGAGAACCAGGUGCUGGUGAUUCGUAUCAAGAUUCCAAAUAGUGGCGCGGUGGACUGGACAGUGCACUCCGGGCCUCAGUUACUCUUCAGGGAUGUGCUGGAUGUGAUAGGCCAGGUUCUGCCUGAAGCAACAACCACAGCAUUUGAAUAUGAGGACGAGGAUGGUGAUCGAAUUACAGUGAGAAGUGAUGAAGAAAUGGAGGCAAUGCUGUCAUAUUAUUAUUCCACAGUAAUGGAACAGCAAGUAAAUGGACAGUUAAUAGAGCCUCUGCAGAUAUUUCCAAGAGCCUGCAAGCCUCCUGGGGAACGGAACAUACAUGGCCUGAAGGUGAAUACCCGGGCUGGACCCUCUCAACACGGCAGCCCAGCUGUCCCGGAUUCACUUCCAAGCAAUAGCUUAAAGAAGUCUUCUGCUGAACUGAAAAAAAUAUUAGCCAAUGGCCAGAUGAAUGAACAAGACAUACGGUAUCGAGACACUCUUGGUCAUGGCAACGGAGGCACAGUCUACAAAGCAUAUCAUGUCCCAAGUGGGAAAAUAUUAGCUGUAAAGGUCAUACUGUUAGAUAUUACACUGGAACUUCAGAAGCAAAUUAUGUCUGAAUUGGAAAUUCUUUAUAAGUGUGAUUCAUCAUAUAUCAUAGGGUUUUAUGGUGCAUUUUUCGUAGAAAACAGGAUUUCAAUAUGUACAGAAUUCAUGGAUGGAGGAUCUUUGGAUGUAUAUAGAAAAAUUCCAGAGCAUGUCCUUGGAAGAAUUGCAAUAGCAGUUGUUAAAGGCCUUACCUAUUUGUGGAGUUUAAAGAUUUUACAUAGAGAUGUGAAGCCCUCCAAUAUGCUAGUAAACACAAGAGGACAGGUCAAGCUGUGUGAUUUUGGAGUUAGCACUCAGCUGGUGAAUUCUAUAGCCAAGACGUAUGUUGGAACAAAUGCUUAUAUGGCGCCUGAAAGAAUUUCCGGGGAGCAGUAUGGAAUCCAUUCUGAUGUCUGGAGUUUAGGAAUCUCUUUCAUGGAGCUUGCUCUUGGGAGGUUUCCAUAUCCCCAGAUUCAGAAAAACCAGGGAUCUUUAAUGCCUCUCCAGCUUCUGCAGUGCAUUGUUGAUGAGGAUUCGCCUGUCCUUCCGGUUGGAGAGUUCUCCGAGCCAUUUGUACAUUUCAUCACUCAGUGCAUGCGAAAACAACCAAAAGAAAGACCAGCACCUGAGGACCUGAUGGGCCACCCGUUCAUCAUGCAGUUCAAUGACGGAAAUGCCACCGUGGUGUCCAUGUGGGUGUGCAGGGCACUGGAAGAGAGGCGGAAUCAACAGGGGCCCCCAUGA
Puma concolor (puma) is the source of this 1743-nucleotide messenger RNA. It is a transcript of the gene MAP2K5, whose product is annotated as mitogen-activated protein kinase kinase 5. Gene Ontology annotation, molecular function: protein binding; ATP binding; protein kinase activity. Lineage: Eukaryota; Metazoa; Chordata; Mammalia; Carnivora; Felidae. The record is from RefSeq and is a predicted model, not a curated record. Gene Ontology annotation, biological process: protein phosphorylation.